Molecule: messenger RNA, 1348 nt
Organism: Adineta steineri
Lineage: Eukaryota; Metazoa; Rotifera; Eurotatoria; Adinetida; Adinetidae
Source: the annotation of a GenBank genome assembly
AAAUAAGCUUACGGAAAUGCCAUCGUCAUAUAUAGUUCUUUUCAUUUUUACUGACAUUUAAUCCAAGCAAGAAGACGCAUCCAGGCGAUUAUGUUGAAUAUAGAAGAGCAAGCCGUUGCAUCAUCAAAUAGUAAAUUAAAGGUUUUAUUUCAAGAAAAAAAAUUCUUCCAUAUUAAUAAUUUUAUUUAAAUCUAUAAUAGAAAUUUCGAAAACGUAUUUUCCAUCCUAUUACUAGUUGUUGUACAACUAAGAAUAAAGAUGAACAACAAACUAAUCUUUUACAAGAACAUAAUAAAAAUACUGAAGCACCUAUUCGAAAUGAAGACUUUGAAGCUACUGGUUUUGUAAUUGAUCCACAAAAUUAUAUAUAUCAUUAUUGGCUUGGAAUUAUUUCACUUGCUGUUAUUUAUAAUUUUUUAUUAAUACCAGCUCGAUAUUCAUUUAAAGAUAUGGAUAAACAAUUGAAAAUUCUUUGGAUAUCAUUAGAUUAUAUAUUUGAUAGUGUAUAUUUAAUUGAUAUUUUUAUACAAUCGAGAACAGGCUAUUUUAGUCAUGGUCUUUUUGUUCGUAAUCAUCAUGUUUUAUCUCGUAAAUAUUUUACAUCACGUGAAUUUUAUUUCCGUGAUCUUUUAUCGAUUAUUCCAACUGAUCUUAUUUAUUUAAUUCCAUCCUUUCGUUUUGUUUCUAUAAUACGUUGUAAUCGAUUUUUACGUAUUAACCGUUUGUUAGAAUUUCAAGAAUUAACAGAAUCACGUACUAGAUUUCCUAAUGCAUUUCGAAUAUGGUGUCUCGUAUGUUUAACACUUACACUUAUUCAUUGGAAUUGCUGUGCUUAUGUACUUACUUGUCAAUAUUUAGGUUUUGGUACUGAUAGAUGGGUAUUACCAAAUUCAGCUAAAAAUGAAACAGUUUUAAUGCUUUAUACCUAUUGUUUUUAUUGGUCAACACUUUUAUUAAGUACUAUUGGUGAUGUACCAUUGCCUACGAAAAGACCGGAAUAUGUAUUUGUAUUAUUUGAUUAUAUGAUUGGUAUACUUAUAUUUGCAACUAUAAUUGGUAGUCUUGGUACUAUGAUAUCAUCACAAAAUCAAUCAAGACAACAAGUUCGAGAAAAAAUGGAUGAAAUCAAACGUUAUAUGAAAUUUCGUGCAGUUAAUCGAAAACUUGAAUCCAAAGUUAUAAAAUGGCUUGAUUAUUUAUAUACAAAUCGACAAGUAUUAAAUGAAGAAAUGGUUUUAAAUUCUGAUUUAAGUGGAGAAUUACGUAAAGAUCUUGCUAUUAAAGUACAUUUAGAAUCAUUACAACAAGUUAAAUUAUUUAAUGAUUGUGAACCAAAUUUACUUGUUGA